UUAGGUACGAAGUAAAUAAAACCGAACGGCUGAAGGGUACACCAAAUUUUCUUUUGUUUCAAUGAUGCAUUUAGCUGUUUGAUUUUGACAGACUGUUGCUAAAUUCUAGAGCAUAUUAUGAGCAACUUGCGAAAUUCUUCCCAAAAUGAGACAGACAUUAGAAAUAAUAACGAAGAACUCGAAGAGUUGAUUCGCAAUGCAAACGGAUCUAGUCCACACGGUCUAAGUUCAGCCGUUCAUUCCACAGUAGCGGCUGUCACAAGUAUUUUUAGAUGGUCACCACAACACAUUAGUAGAAAGCGGUCUGCAGAGUCGGAUCAGGACUCUCAAAGUUCCGGCAGUAUGAAUUCUGAUUCGCCAAGCAAAGCAGGCCUUUCCAAAUUUUCAUCUGCUCCCUACCUCCAAGCUAGAUAUGAAGAGAAAAAAGAUGAAUCAGUGGAGGCAGUUGAGUCAGCACCCAACUUUACCAGCGGCUUCACCAAUGGUGGAGAAGUGCGACAUCGUCAUAGUUUUAACAGUAACUAUGAUACACGUCGGACUUCUGACAGUAGUUUGAGAGAGACGGAACAGAAAUCCAGUGGCGACAGUGUGUCUUGGGGUAAAGGUGUAGGGGUCAGUCUUGACAAAACCGAUUCAAAGUCCUCAAAAUCACCGAUCCUAGGAGGGUCAGGCAUAUCCAGAGGCAAGUCGUCGUCGUUCCGAGAGUCAUCAAGUCCCAGCAAAACUCCCAGUAGAUUGGUGGAGAGGUCCGACUCGGGCAGCAGGAGCAGCACCGAGUUUGUGCGGUCUCAUUCAAGGGAACGCUCCUUUGAGAAGUCUCUGGAGAACAUCAUGGACAAGUGCUCCGAGAAGUCAUUGGACAUGAACGUCAGUCUGGAGUCAAAGAACGGAAUGGUCAGUGACAGCAGUCGUGUUGAAGACAGCAGCCUAUCAGCAGCCAAGAAAAGUGCAGAUAAAAGCGACAAAAAAAAGAAAAAUGCCCCAUGGUACACAAUGUGGAACACAUCUUAUAAAACGAAAAGUGAAGAUUUCAGGAAGAUUUUUAAGGAUGUCUAUAGAGAGGAUAGGCUCCUUGUGGAUUAUUCUUGUGCCUUGCAAAAAGAGAUCCUAGUGCAGGGCCGAAUGUACAUCACUCAGAACUGGGUCUGUUUUUACGCCAACAUCUUUACCUGGGAAACGCUGCUUGCCAUUCCAUGUAAAGAGAUCACCUCCGUCACCAAAGAGAAGACAGCCCGCGUGAUUCCCAACGCCAUCCAGAUCACGACGGACAGAGAGAAAUAUUUCUUCACCAGUCUGGCCAACAGAGACAAGACGUACAUGAUGCUGUUUAGGGUCUGGCAGAAUGCUCUACUAGGACAGCCAAUGACAGCUAAGGAGAUGUGGCAGUGGAUUCACUGUAACUAUGGGGAGGAGCUUUGUCUGGACUCAAGUGAUGAUGAUUAUGUAGCCCCACCCUCUUUUAUAGAUGAACCAAUCAGGGAUGACUACAUCACUCCCAGCAGACUCAAUCAAUUUGAUCGCAAUUUACAGAUAGAAAACGCAGACUCUGACAUCUUACCAUCUCCAGAGCUAAUGCAGGAUGACCUUGGCAUCAAUAUUGGGAAGGAGUAUGAGGUCAUUCCCUCAGCAGGACUUGAAGAGAAGCAGUGUGAGGAUGUGGCCACCGAUCAAAGUGAUACAACAGAAGACAGUGAAGAGGAAGUUACCCUCUGUUCUGAGCAUGCCCACUUUCAGAAGCCUAUGAUAGACGAGGUUUACAACAUUCCCGUGGAGAAGAUGUUCGAGAUGCUGUUCACAGAGUCGGAUUUCUACAGCGAGAUCCAAACAAGAAGGGGCUCAAAAGAUUUUACCUUCACCCCCUGGAAGGACAUGGGGCAUGGUAAGCAGACUCGUACGGUCAGCUACACCAUCCAACUAAACUACUCCAUAGGGCCCAAGUCUUCCCAGGCAGUGGAGCUACAGACCUGUCACAAGAACCCCACCCCCGGCACUUACUUCACUGUGGACACGGAGUGCUCCUGUAUGGGAAUACCUUACGGAAACACAUUCAUUGUUGUGAAUAAAUACUGUGUGUCCAAGGUCAGCCGAUACAAAUCUCGAAUCCAGAUUUCAUCAGAAGUACGCUACAAGAAGUCAGUGUGGGGAUUAGUCAAAAGUAUGAUAGAGAAAAACAGUGUACAGGGUUGUUUGGAUUAUUUCAAUACCCUAAGUGUUCACCUGAAGCAGGAAUCUGACAAGUUUGAAUCCAGCCAUCAACAGACUCAGGCCAGCGGUAAAAGGAAAAUACGAAAGAGGAGAGUUCGAACCCAGCACUCGGCGGUCCCAGAAAUCCACAAACUAAAACCCACCCGACACCUGUCCCUGAUUGACAAGCAGACCAGACAACCUGUCAAGUCCCCACUCAUCACACCAUCAACGCCUGUCAGAAGUGUCACAAUACAUAAAGAGGAUAUAUCCAAACUCAAUGCCGACACACUUGUUAGAGUCAUUCUUGUUGUGCUUGUCCUGCUGGUGAUCUUCAACGCUAUUCUGUUCUAUAAGCUCUGGUCCCUGGAGAGCUAUACCAAUGUACUCUACUUCCAAAAGCAGGACACAAUGGCUGAGGAACUCAAAAAUUAUCCUAAAUCACAAGAAGAAUGGACACAGCUCCUUCAACAGCAGAGGCAGCUGCAUGAGAGUGAAAUUGAUCGAUGGAAAGAAAUCAUUACAACCUCAAUAGAUCUUAUAGAUCAAGUAAAGAAUACUAUGGUAAAUGUGAAAACUAGUUUGGAAGGGAGACUCAAGAGUUCAGACAUUGUUACUGACAAAACAUCAUAACGAAGGUUUAGAACCAGUUGUGGACUGGUGGCUUCCCAGAAUGCCAAGCAAUGUGACUCAAAAGCAAGUAGCUGGCCUCUUGCGACAGGGCAGUGUGAAAGUUGUAUUUUAUUUAUUUUUUAUCUGUUUCAACAUUUUAUCGAAGAAUUUACCAAUUUUGACAAUUGAUUCAACACAUUUCUCCCCCCCCCCCC
This is a messenger RNA of Magallana angulata, 3011 nucleotides long. RefSeq names its product protein Aster-B-like. Gene Ontology annotation, biological process: intracellular sterol transport. The coding region runs from base 118 to 2817 and encodes 899 amino acids. Gene Ontology annotation, molecular function: sterol binding; sterol transfer activity. Gene Ontology annotation, cellular component: endoplasmic reticulum-plasma membrane contact site; endoplasmic reticulum membrane; plasma membrane. The transcript has 16 exons. NCBI's taxonomy places the organism in Eukaryota, Metazoa, Mollusca, Bivalvia, Ostreida, Ostreidae. The record is from RefSeq and is a predicted model, not a curated record.